This is a messenger RNA of Erpetoichthys calabaricus (reedfish), 8909 nucleotides long. It is a transcript of the gene nhsl2, whose product is annotated as NHS-like 2. The transcript has 8 exons. Gene Ontology annotation, biological process: cell differentiation. NCBI's taxonomy places the organism in Eukaryota, Metazoa, Chordata, Cladistia, Polypteriformes, Polypteridae. The record is from RefSeq and is a predicted model, not a curated record. The coding region runs from base 134 to 3391 and encodes 1085 amino acids.
ACCUACGGCUGGGUUAAAACAGAAGGGUGCCUUCCCUCCCACCGCCUGUCACAGGCUCUGCCAUUCCCGUUGCUUUACCACUCUUCCAACAUUCGUGCACUGUGUUAGCUUGGAGUCUGCGCACUACUAUGAGAUGGAAAGAAUGGAAUAUUUAACUCCAUCCAGAAGUGAGAAGGCUGCCACUAACUUGGACUUGGAAAGCAAUAGAACGGCCCACUUUAAAUCGUCAUGGCAACAGCAUGUAAAUGUGUUCAGCUCCUCGAGUAGGCCAGCGUGUGUGGAAGAGCUGCAUCAGGAGGCCCAACUCAAUCUCCAGAGCUUGCUGCAAGAUGAAUAUGAAGGGUCAUAUUCUGACAGCAGAGUAACGGGACAGACUUUCCGCUGCUGCAGCUCGGAUCACUUGGGGCCCCCUCCGGAGCAGACUCUUCAGCAGAUCGUCAACAAGAAGACGGGUUUUAUUUUCCUGCCAGCUACAAAACAAGUCUGUGAAGAUGGGACAACCACUGUAGGCAUCUUGCCACAAGACACUGGACACGUAUUUCCAAAAAUUCUUGAGAAGCAGCACACCUGGAAUCAGACUUUAAUACUACCAACUGUGGAAAAGGCUACUUGGCACCUGGCACGACCCAAUCAAGCCCACAUAAUUCCCAUCAAUGUCUCUGGACAGGCGUUUGAUAAACAUUCCAUCGUGCACCAGUCCCUUUUUAAUACUGAGACUGCUGUGAAUCCAAAGUCAACACUGCGAAGGAGAAGAACCAUUAUUGGACUACCUGAGAUACCCCUCCAAGAUCGAGGACAUGCAAUGGAUCAGCAUUCAGACAGUGGUGACUUAAACCUUGGCAACUACUCUUUUGAAGAUUCAAUCAGCCAACAUUGCUCCUCUACACCGGGAGUAGCCCCAUACUCAAUGCCGCUUAGAAAAGCACACAGUGAACUGGACCAGCCUGUGUCUCCUUAUUCUGACAGAAUGGAUCAUUCUGCCCUGGUGUGUGGUAGUCCUUCCUGGAAUGGACAAAAAGAAUCCACAUUUUCUCCUUUGUGCAAUAACUCUUUUACCUACAUGAUGCCCGUAAGCCCCAUUGUGAGACAGUCUUCCCAUCCGAGCACAUUUUCAAAACACUCUUCACAAGGAAGUUUUAGUUCAUCUUCACAGGUGAAUUCUUUCAUGUGCCAGUCCAAUGAGCUAGCUGAAAAUAUGGGCAAUAGAGAUUGUGCAGACAUGACAACUGUGAAUCUUGAGCAGAAAAAUCAAGCCUUGUACAGAGAUAUAUUGAAGUUUCAGGAAAACUCUUUUGCAGCCCUAACAGAUUCAGGGUCAGUCUGUUCAGCAGACAAUUUGUACUUUGACCACAGGAGGGAGAGUGAAAGUUAUGCUAUGAAUUAUCCCAGCACAAGUUCAGAAGAGAGUACGAGUGCAGACAACGUUUCCAUAACCGCUGAUUUCAGUGAGCCACGAAGACAAAGAUCAAAGAGUUUCUCUCUUAGGAAGCCAAAGAAGAAACCUGCUCCUCCUGCCCGCAGUGUGUCCUUAAAGAAAGAUAAUAGUGGGCAGCAAGUUGAGACCACUGUCCAAACCAAAGACCCAAGGCCAAGGAGUCUUUUCAUACCCAGGGAUAAGAAUAUCCAACAAAACUUGUUCCAGCCAAGUCUUUCCUCCAAAAAUGUUAAAAGCACAUCACAAUAUGCUUUAGCAAAUGAUACUCAAACAAUAGGACAAGAUGGAGAGGUACACUUUUCUAGUCAUUGGUACACAAAUGAUUGGAAGUCAGAUGAUCCAUAUAAAUCAUUAUCUAGUUCCAGCACUGCUACUGGCACGACAGCAAUUGAGUGUGUAAAAGUGAGUGAUAGCACUGAAUCCCUUAGUUCACCCUCAACCUCUCGAGCAACAUCUCCUUUCCAGCUCCAUGCUGAAGCCAGAAUCAAUUCUCCAUCCAAACCUCCAGUACUGAUGUCCCCUUCCAGUGGCUACUCUAGUCAGUCAGAAACACCAACAUCAACUGUCCCCACAUCACUGAUCAUUGGUCACUCCACACAGGUCUGCAGGUUGAGGCCUAAAGUUCCACAAAGGAAGUCAUCCCUCCCUGCCACAUCCCCACGGGAAAAGGGUCCCCGUUCCAGGCUGUCAAUUGAAUUACCUAUCAUUCCUUCUUCUCAUAUAGACUUCACUGGGCCAGCAGUUUCCUUCAGAAGCAAACCAAGCGCCAGCAGAAGACACUCUGAUUCUUCAACAUCACUUCAAAAGAUAAGCCCGAGCCAACCAGUCUUUCCUAUGGUUACUCAGUUGGAUCUAAAGUCCAUUAGACUUCGAUCAGUCUGUAAAUCUGACCUAGACGAUAAUGUGGAUGGGGUUUUUGAGAUGAUUGAAGAAGAGCAAAGUAAAGACGUGUAUUCUACACCACAAAGAAAAGUGAAGCCCCCAGUAGCCUUAAAACCACAGCUGGCAAGAAGGCCCAUAAAUUUCAUGGUGAAAUCCCUUUCAUCAUCUCCAGUGAGUUCAGACUCUCCACCAAUUUCUCCAAAAGAAAGGGCAGAACAAUAUUGCCCUGGUCAACAGCAGAGCAGGCCAAUUACACUCAGAAAUAUAGAUCAUCUAACAGAUGGAAACAUUUCUGAUAUUCCAAAAACUGCAAAUUCUGCUGUAUCUCCUUACAGUCCAUGUGAAGAUGACACUUCUACAGCAUAUCCCACCAGGAUAGUCAUCCAGAGCCUGUCAGAGAUGGAAAAGAGGAAAACCAAAAUACCACCUCCAGUGCCCAAAAAGCCACAACUGUCAAUGCAGUCAACUAAUCCAGUCUCUGUUAAUGAAACACCUGAGAAUCUUCAUGUUACUUUAGUUAGUGGUCACACCAGCAGCACCAGUGUAUCUCUAUCUGAAGAUUCUUCCAGGCAGGCAGAAAACCACAUUAAACUGAUUACACUUAAAACCACAGAAUUUGAGCAAGACCCAGAAGCUUCUCCUAUUGGCACUCCCACAGAGGAAGUUAGUGAUAAAGUCAUUCGGCAUACAUCAGAAGAAGAUGAUGAAGUCUUUGUGCAGUCAUCAACAUCUCAUACCACAGAGGAUCUCUUCACUAUUAUACACAGAUCAAAACGGAAAGUUCUGGGAAGGAAAGAGACAGAUGACACAUUCCAGAGACAAAGCACAGCUCAAUCCAUCAAAACCAGCCAAUCAACGUCUGCUUCUGAGCAGAAGCAAACCUCACCUGGGAGGAAAGGGAGCUCAUCAAGAUCUAGUUCCAGGAAUGAGAACUUCAUGGCUUUACUUCAGAGGAAAAACAGCAAGAGUGGACACGGAACAAGAGUUUCUGCCAGAGAGCUCCUCAAAAGCACCAACCCACUAGCACGCAGAGUCACGGAGUUCUCACUGCCAGAGCCAGAGUCAAACAAAUAAUCAAAAACCACAUUGGUGGCCGUACAACUGGCUUACCCACCAUCUAGGAUAGUAAAAGCUUUUUAAAACAGUUGGACUGUUUGUUUAAAUUUUAAGCACAAGCAUUGAAGUAUAUAAAACUGCAGUAUGCAACAGCGCUAGAGAAAUACUAGUUAUUGAUUAAGGCUAUGGACUGUAUUAUACAGAUGGCGUAAGCAACAGGGUCUAAAUAAUUGUGUGCAGAAGUAUUAGAACUGAUGCAAUAUUUCCAUUUUAACAGAAUCAACAAUUCAAUCACAAAGCUUCUCCUAGAUUGUCUUACUUUUAUUGACAACUAUGACGAGUUAUGAAAAUGGAACAUAUUAAGUGAAACAGACUGCAUCACUCAGCCUGGAUCAAGUGGUGUCUGUGGCAUAGCUGGCAAAUGCACAGGAAUAUAUGUAAUAGAAAACCCAGUGCUGGAAGACCUAAAAGUAAGUCUAACAUACUGUAAAGGCAUACUAUACAAUGGCUUUGUAUUUAAUGAACAGAAAAAUAACUAUUACUGAAUAGACAUUACUCAUGUUUAGGUUUCCCCCCUUACAUUCAUUAGCACUUAUGACGGUCACUUUUAAAAUGUGUACUUCAAAGGAGGCAUUGCAGUCACAAACCUCAUGUAUUUAAUAAGACAAGUUAAUUACAUCUUCAAGACCUAAACAACAAUCUAACAAAUAUCACUACUACAUGAAAGCACUAUAUGUAAUGAACACAUAGGUACCAAUCAUUGAUUUGACACAGCAAUUAGCAUUAGAUUCAGGACCCACAGUCCAUUUACAGUGUAAAUAGAAUGAUAAGUCACUUUUGGAAUAAGAACUUAAAAGGAAGUUCUACAAUUACAAACUUUAUGCUUGUGUUUGUACUGUAACUAAUAAUCUAGGAAUGAAAGACCUGAAAACUGUACUAACAAAGUGGGGUACCACAUAAAAAUGUUACCUUUAAAGAACACACAGGAGAUUACCACUCAUUGGACAUCAGAAUUGAAUUUGGUUGUCCAUUCAUAAAUAAUUUAACUGUCUGGUGUAAAAUCAGAAAACGGAGACUAAAGAACACAAGUCACAAAACAUUUUUGAAAGAACUGCCAACCAACUCCUGAUCUUAGUGACCCUGAACAGCAAAAAGGGCAGGGUUAGAAACAGAGGAAGAUUAGUUGAGAAAUACAGUAAAUACAUCAUGCCUUCUUAUGGGUGUUCUUUUUACAAAAUAGUCAUCCUUUUUGGAUACAUAUUUGGGUCUUCUAAUGCAGGGUUUAUCAUUUGCACACACUGUUUCCAUAUAUUUGCAGAUUAUGUUGUGGGCAGCUCACUUUAAAAAAUAAGUGAUGCUAUUACUUUAGUCAAUGUAUUUAAUUUAGUAUAUCACAAAAUAAUUUUAAGACUUGAAAAUUUUAGUGGAUGCUUUGUGUUAAUUGUUGAUCUUCACAACAUGCAUGCAUGCAUUGUAGCUGUGGCCGUUUUUUACAGCUGUGUACGCUGUAUGUACUGUAUAUGUGUGUGGUUUAUAUACAUACAUAUAAACGCAUAUGUAUAUAUAAAGCGAGAGGGUCAGAGUAUAUAUAAAUGCAAAGAAUACAUAUUUUUAUAUAUAUGUGUGUCUAUAUAUAUAUAGUAUAUAUACGCACACACGUUUAAUGUAUCUCCCUUUAAAGUACUUUUCUCAGUGCCCUACUUAAAUAGAAUGAAAAUUAUUUUUCACUCACCCUUCCAAUAUAAAGAUUCUUAUACUGUGACCAUAAUGUAUAAACCUAUAAUGCUGAUUUAUUAAUAUUUUAAUUAAUGCAUCACAGUAUCUCAAGGGGUUCAGAUCUAACAUAAGGCAAGAAGCUGCUCCACUGAAUAGUAUUCUACAUUUCAAUGUAUAGCAAUGCCAAUCUUUAUAUUUGAAAAUGCAUUAGGGUGUUUAUUCUAUUCCAGGCGAGCACUGUAAAAUCCGAUGAAGCAAAUUGCCACCCAAUUGACUUAAUGUGGCUACAGAUCAAUAAGAGCUUCACACUGCCUUUUAUAUAAAACUUAAUAACGUCGAACAAGGAAGGUGUCAGGAACGUGUUGCACAUAUUUCUGCUGGACAUUAUGAGAAGAUGGCCUAAGAGUGAGUUUAUCUAUUACAGUUUAAAGACUUACUUAUAAUGAAGACGUUCUGGAUGGAUGAGGCAAAGGUUUUGCGAAACUUUGUUGACAUAUUCUGCUGUUGCACGAGCUGUAUUCAAAAUGGAGAAGCGUCCAAACACGUCGUGCAAGAUGCAACAUAACACGCUACUGGUGGAAAUAAGUUUACACAAAGGGAACUUUGAUAAAGAUGAUUCAAUCAAAAAUAUGACAAGCCUGGACUGAAAGACGCUCGCGGACUAAGAGGCUCAAACCUGCCGGAUGUAAAGAGGGGGAGCCAAGUGCGUCAAACGGGCAAUGGUGUUUAGUGCGCCUGCAGUUUAUAUUCCCGACUCUUUCGGGCGCUGCCCACUGCCCAGUGCGGGCAAUGCUCGGCACCUCCGGGGGCUCGAGUACGGACAAGGAGUUGUCACAAGACUCAGCAUUUAUAUCAAUCUGUUACGAGAUUAUGUAAUUCCGACCAGUGUUUUCUCAUGAAUUUAUCAACCCUUUCAGGUAUUUUGUGAUCAAGUUAGUAAGUGGAGCUUGUUUUGAACAGUCAGUAUAUGGAACAAAACGUUGAUGUUUGCCUUGUAUUAUGGAGUAGUGCCUCUGUUGUUUCAAUGCCUUGGUAUUGCUCUUCCUUAUAUUUAUGCUUAGAGCAAUUUUUAAUCUCUCUCUCUCUUUCUCUCCUUCUACCUGUGUAAGCGGCAUCAGGGAGCCACAAAAAGUCGUUAAUACAAAACUUACAAAUUGCACACCAUGUCUCCCUCUGUUCAAGUCAGGUCAUAUAAUGUACAAGAGAAUCAUGUGUAACAAAUUAUAUUCUUUUAUUUGGAAGGUAUUUUAUACAGAAUAUUUCUUCUCAGGAAGUCAAGUAAAUAAAAUCAAAAGUGCGUACAAAUAUACCAAUUUGAGGUCUGCGACAGUAACGACAGAAACUGACUUGCGUCAGCCUUCAUGAAAUUGUUGGAAAUUGCCUCAUUGGUAGGGGAGCAUAAAAACGUUAAAUAUUACAAAUUCCAUCCGUUGUUAUAUUCGACGUGUACAAAUGGUUUAUCAAACGGUUAUAAGUGUAAAAAGAUUAAUAUCUUUAUCGUAAACAUGAACUGUUACACAGUAAGAAAGAUAAAGUGCCAAAAUGUGUAUAGGUACAGUUCGUUUUUAGUAAAUGUCUUAUGAUGGCUACAGAAUAAAUACAUUUUAUUUGAAAAGGAACAGUCAACAUUUUAGGCCUCUGAAGACUCGACUUUAUCGGCAUCUUUGGUCAGUUCCAGGUAACAGAGAUGCAGCUCAUUAUUAUUUGGUUUAAAUCGUUAAGUAAUUUAUUCAUAAAACUGCCUAACGGUAAAAUGAAAUGUCCGUUUGUAUUUUAAGGUGCAUGAAGUGUAACCAUAAUAAAAAAGAACAAGACCUUAUGAUGUCAUAAAAAGUGUAUAUUAUACAGCAGGCAAUGUUAAUACUGUCGAGAGAAAAAUAAAAGUUAAUUUCUUAAGACUUGUGGAGUUAUAAGAUGAGAAAUUUAAUUAGAAAUUGCAAGAUUACUGAUUGCAUUGAAAAGGAUAUUUCAUUGAAAGGUGCUAAAUAUAAAACCACCAGAAGUCAAGAGUGAAACUGGGGUUGCACAUAUGCACAGAAAAGCAGUUUAUAGCCUCCAAAAGUAUACUGUAACUCACCAUCCUCCUUGAACAAGGUUUUUGGUGAAUGAUCCUUCUUUGUGCUCUUAAUUCAUUCAAGUGCAGUAGAAAAAUAUGUUUGUGUGGCUGUUUUCAAACACCGGGUAAAAAUUCUUUAGAUUGUCUUCUAGUGCUGACUUCUGAUUUAAGAAUUAGAACUAUAAACAUUUUGCCACAGUUCACUUGUGUGCUUAAAAAGUGGUACUUAUCUUACACGACUGUUAAAAGCUGUUCAGAAUUGAAUGUGCACAUUACUAGGACAUCACAAAUGAUAAAAGAGAAAGGCCAGACUUCAGUUUUGGUAUCCGUAAUUACAGUGUCCUACCAUAUAAUAUUAUCCUAGUGAUAAAGGUACUUAAGGCUAUUGUCCCAUUUUUAAAUUUUGUAUAUUGCAAAAAAAAAAACAGUUACACUCUAGCUUGUCUAGAACAGACACAUGCUUUUAAAGGACAUCACUUUAAUUCUUCUUAAUUACAGUGUACUUAAACAAUAAUGGCUCCACACCUAUCUGCAUGAGAUGGGUUUAAGUUUGCAUUUCUCAGUGCUACUUCAUUGCUGACUAUAUAUUUUCCUAUCACAUCACUCUGAUAUUCUGUAAAUACAACACUGAUUUGUAGUGCUACUGCAUACACAUAAAUAUAUAAUGAGUAAUUACCAUGUAAUUACCCUGUAAUUGGAGACACCCAAACUAAAGUUUGGCCAACACAAAAACUGAAAAGCUGUGGCCAUCCUUAAAUUAGGCUUUGAAUGUGAAAAAAACAAAGAACUGCCUUACUGAUAAUGUAGUAAAGCACAACGUGCAUAUAAUGGUUAUUAUUACACCACUUUGUAAUAAUAACAUGCAUAUUAUGUAUGUCUAUUUUUACAUUGUUUUAAAAAAAAAUACAAGGCACUAAAUAUUGUUUUUUUUAUUUUUCUUUAUAUUUAAAGAGCUUCUAUUAAUGGUAUAUACAUGUUCUAAAUACUGAAUAUUUUAAAAUAUAUGUUGUUUGUUGGCACAGUAAAAAGGAAAGUAACCAAUGAAAUUUGAUGGUGACCUUUACAAAUAUAAGAGAAAAUAAUCUUGUGUAAUAUAGAGAAAAUUGCAAUAUAGGAAAAUUAUAUAUAUCACUGAAAAUUUUAUUUGUACUCAUAUUAUGUAAAUUAUUAUCAUUACACAGUUGAACAAAUAUUUUAGUAACUGAAAAUUAUUAUUUAUCCGAGUGUUGGAUGUCACCAAUACAACUGAAUUAAAUACAGAAUGUUACAUUUAAAAUAUAAAACUGUCCUUUAUUUUCCAAAGAGGAUCUUUAAAGUGGUGGCAUUAUUUAAUGCUUUUUUAAUUUAUGUAUUUUUUCCAAUAAACCUUCCACAUUGUGCAAAUGAUAAGACAACUUCUCCUGCUCACCUCCAUGCCAGUGGAUGAAUGACUGACUGGGUGAGUCCCAGUUUGCUAGAGUGGUAUAUUUGUCUUUUGUAAUACCUUCUGGGUUUAAACAGCAAUGUGGUAGGAAAGUGCAAUGUAAAAGUCCUUUUUUAUUUCCCAGAUUUCAGAAGAAAAAGUGAGAUGGCACAGGGUAAAGGUCAUCCACUACUUUCUCUUAUUUUGUUUAUACAUUUUAGUUCUGAGCUAUGUCCAUUUGUGCAUGCUGCCUGUUUAUGAAAUAAAAUUGGAGAAUGUUUUGUUUGUGUUAGUCAGCUUUUGCCACAAUGUCUUUGUAACAGGGCUACAAAAUUUGAAUAAAAUAUUUUCUAUGAGCUUAA